UCUUAACUGAAUUGGUGUAAAGAGAGAUAGAAUCUGAAGAAAGCUACUCUUAUUAAUUCCUUUUUCUUCAACUAUGGUAGAGCUUCUUUCUUGAAUGACUUAUUGGCAUAUAUGUAUGUGUGAAUGCAUGGACAAGAAAGUGGGGUACUAUGGAAAUUAGUCCAAUGAGUUGUCUGAUGAAAGGAAAUUGACAGCAUUGCUUCCUUACCAUAGUUACUGUUUCUCCAAUGGAUUCUUGAAAUCAACAUGUCUCAGAGUUUUUGUCAAUAAUUAUUUUAAGUACACAAAAGUGUACAAUCAAGAGGACCAUCACCUUGAUCUCAACUUUCAUACUGAUGGAGUUCAAGUUGGUACUUUUAUACAUCCAUAUGGUUUUUAGCACUGUUAUGAAGGAGGACAUGAAAAUAUCUCAGAAAAUAUCUCAGAAAAUAUCUCAGCUUUUUCAAUAGUAAUUUGAACCACAAGUGUCAAUGUUCAUAUUGGAUGAUUUUCUUGAAUGGCAAGUUCAUUUGCAGCUAUAGCAGGAGGAAUUGGAGGGGUAGUAGUAGUCCUUUUAGGAGUGAUAUUCUUUGUAUGCUUUCGGACGUUCCGCAACAGGAAGUAUUCAAAUAGGAAUUCAGACUCAGCUUCUUCAGAUCCAUCUGCAGUAGUCGUUUCAGUGGAGCUGAAAAGGGGAGGAUCUUUUGGUCCAUCAAGGCUGUUCAGAAUGGAAGAGUUGGAGAAAGCUACAAAGCAUUUUGAUGAGAGCAAUCUCAUUGGUUGUGGGAGUUUUGGUCUGGUUUUCAAAGGAUUGCUUUGUGAUGGAACUGUUGUUGCUAUAAAAAGGCGUUUAGGGACUCCGAAACAGGAAUUUACCGAAGAGGUUGCUCGUUUAUCAAGGAUUCAGCACCGCAACCUGGUCAGUCUUUUAGGCUACUGCCAGGACAGUGGAUACUCCAUGCUGGUUUUUGAGUAUUUGCCUAAUGGAAGCAUGCACAAUCACUUGUAUGACACAGGAAGGGAAUCUGCAACAAAGCUAGAAUUCAAGCAAAGGUUAUCUAUUGCUAUUGGAACAGCUAAAGGUUUAAGUCAUUUACAUAGCCAACGCCCUUCAAUAAUCCAUGGGAACUUUAAAACAGCUAAUGUUUUGGUUGAUGAGGACUUCAUUGCCAAAGUUGCAGACGCGUGGAUUCUGCAACUACUCGAGAAAAUUGAUGAUGCAGGUCCUUCUGGCUUGAGUUCUUUCAAUGCUUUUAGAGAUCCAGAGAUAAACCAAAUUGGAAUUCUCUGUGAGACAAGUGAUGUUUACAGUUUUGGCGUAUUCCUGUUAGAGCUUGUAACAGGUAGGGAUGCUUCACAUAUAGAUGAAUUUGGAUCAAACCAAAGCGUACUUGAUUGGGUUGAAAAACAGCUGAGUUCAGAGCAGUUAGUGGAUCAUCGGCUUCUGGGAAGCUUCACUGCAGAGGUGAUGAGGGAUUUCGUCAAGAUAGCAUUGAGAUGCAUGAGUUUUCCUGGUAGAUAUAGGCCAACCAUGGAAACGGUCGUGCUGGAUCUUGAAAAGAUUCUUGAGAGGGAGAUGAUGCACACAACUGUUAUGGGAGAAGGUACUUCCACAGUUACUCUAGGGAGUCAAUUAUUUACAAACUGAAGCAAUGACGGGAGUCAAUAGUAACCGAGGAGACCUAGUUUAUUUUCAUGAUUGAAUUCGGCCUACAAGUAAAUGUACAUCAGCUUAAAUAGCUUUUCCCUCUCCCCUCCUUCUGCUUCAUCUUACAAAGCUAGAGGAGCAAAAGGUUGGGGCCUGAAAUAUUCAUCAGCAACAUUUUUUUAAAAAGUCCAAUACGCCUGAUAGGCGUUUAAGGGCAUUAUUGUUUGAUUUAUGAUAAUUAAUAUCCUGUUUGAUAGAGUCGAUAUGUUUGAAAGAAAUGAUCCAUUUUAGAUUGUGGUUGUGGCCUUGAUGAUUAUUGUAACUAGCAGAAGACUCCUGUUCAAUAAAGUUAAAUGAAGUUCAUGAAAUUAGUACUCUUGCAAUUCCAA
Molecule: messenger RNA, 2016 nt
Organism: Solanum dulcamara
Lineage: Eukaryota; Viridiplantae; Streptophyta; Magnoliopsida; Solanales; Solanaceae
Product: proline-rich receptor-like protein kinase PERK3
Exons: 7
Coding region: 497-1627 (376 amino acids)
Biological process (GO): protein phosphorylation
Molecular function (GO): protein kinase activity; ATP binding
Source: RefSeq, a predicted model, not a curated record